Aspergillus aculeatus ATCC 16872 is the source of this 2868-nucleotide messenger RNA. RefSeq names its product Golgi transport complex subunit COG4. The record is from RefSeq and is a predicted model, not a curated record. Lineage: Eukaryota; Fungi; Ascomycota; Eurotiomycetes; Eurotiales; Aspergillaceae. The transcript has 2 exons. The coding region runs from base 52 to 2574 and encodes 840 amino acids.
AACACAUUGACUGCUGUCGCAGCCCAGAGCUGCUCGCUUUUCUUAUCGGCAAUGGCCAACCCUUCCCUUGGCAAGGUCAAUGGCCACCCUGACGCCGGACUCCGCCCAACCAACACCGUCUCUACCGUCUUCAACGCCAGCUCCGUCGCCGAGAUCAAGGCCACGCUGUCUCACCUACAUGAGCGAGAAGCUUCUGUGACUGCCCGCCUAGAUGCUCUUGUAGCUUCUCAGAAGGACUUCUCGCGCGAACUUGGACGCUUAGAUCUGCUUCGUGCAAACCUGGGCUCACAAACUAGUACCACGCGUGCCAUCAGCCAUGGCAUGCUCGCCGAUGCGGCCACUACCGCCGAUCGGAUUUCCAGCGCAGUUCGUCGUCUAGACCGCGAACAAUCUCGUGUGAAGGCUACCCUCGCUGUGGUAGACCAGGUUGCUGAGCUAAAGGCAUGUGUACUGGGAGUGGCUGGCUCGAUGGGGGCCCCGCAGGAUUGGGAGACUGCGGCGAGCUACCUGCACCGCGCAGCCAAGAUCCCCCCGGAGGUGGUCCAUGGGGCCUUCGCGGCGGAGAUGGUGCCCACCGCGGAGGUGCCUGACCCGCCUCAUGUCACCCUCGACAACGCCGCCGAGUCACUUUGCGGUCUCUUCCUGCGCGAAUUCGACAAGGCCGUCCAGGAGAACAAUGGUGCCCGCAUCACUCGCUUUUUCAAGCUCUUUCCUCUGAUUGGCCGCUCCGAGGUAGGUCUCGACGUCUACGGCCGCUACGUCUGUCAGGGUGUUGCCGCUCGCGCUCGAUCCAAUCUUAAUGCCUCCGGCGGCCAGGCCAAAGACGGCUUCUUCUAUGCCAGCGCACUCACCAAGCUGUUCGAACAUAUCGCCCAGAUUAUUGACGGCCACGGCAGCCUCGUCGAGCGUCAUUACGGCCCGCGCAAGAUGAACCGCGUCAUUGAGCGCCUCCAGCUUGAGGCUGAUGUUCAGGGUGGCAUCAUCCUUGACACGUGGAGCGAUGAGCGCCACGUAGAUCGCAAGCUGACCGAUAUCAAAUCGUAUGCCUUUACUUUCCUCGUGCAGAGCUUCUUGCCGCCCCAGCGCGGCGGUGGCACGCCUCGAUCCCUUUCACCUGCCACCCGCGACGGAGCCGCCGAGGAUGAGGGCGUCGACAUGAAGGAGAUCGACGGGCUCCUCAACGAGAUGGCCGUUAUGCUAGGACGCUGGUCGUUAUACUGCCGCUUCCUAGCAGACACCUGUAAUCCUCCGGGUGAGAAUGAUUCCACCAACCAGUUCGCCCUUCCCGAGUUUCUUCGCGAAUCCUCCCUUGCUAGAAAGAUCAAUGAACGUCUUGCCGCUCCUUUCAACACUAUGACGACUUUCUUCUUCCGUCGAUCCGUAGAAAAAGCCUUUCAGCUCGACGAGCAACCAUCCGGCCUGACUCUCAACCCGCAUAAGCCGCUGAAGGCCGACCCACCACACAUUACCUCCGCUGUUGACGACAUCAUGUACAUUGUCAACAAAGUCCUACAGCAGUCCCUUGCAACCUCGCAGAUUGGCGUCGUCACCAACGUCGUCCCGACGGUUUCGCGCGUCCUCGGCUCUGACUUCAUCGGCAUGACCCAGCGGAAGAUGCGUGACGAAUGCUAUCCGCGCGCCGCGGUCCAAGGCGCCCAGCCUCCGGAAUCGCUCACCAUCUCCUUCCUCGUGCUCAUCAACAACCUCGACGUCGCAAUCGACUACAUCCGGCGCAUCCUUCACAAACAUACGGAACAGAAGAUUGCCAGCCAAUCCGAACCUUCGUCCACCACCACCACCACCACCACCACCACCACCACCACCACCGACCCCAUCCAGGCCCUGUUCCCCAGCCCCACAGAAACCCAACUGGCAUCUCAAACCCUACACUCCCUCGCCAGCACCUUCGAGUCCAAGGUCACCGACCUCCUUAACGAUGGCAUCCAAGUCAUCUUCAACAACGUCAUCAAACACCGCCUCCGGCCCAUCCUGUCGGACGCCUUCCGCGAGAUCGAAUACCAGCCCCGGGACGACAACGACCCCAUCCGUACGGUCUACAACGCCCCGGCGAUCCCCAGCAUGAACGAGUAUUACGACUCGGACGACCCGAUCAUCGGCGCCCCCGACGCGGCGGCCGCCGACGGGGAAGCCGACCCGGGCGCGGAGCUGGUGCGCCCGCGCUUCGCGACCGCGUGGAACGAGUUGCUCCUCCCCAUCAGUCGCAUCCUCACCGCCUCGGCCUUCGACCGCCUCCUGACCGUCACGGUGGCGUAUCUGGCGCGGCUCCUGGAGAAGAGACUCUGGAGCUACCACGGCCGGGUCAACGCGCUCGGGGCGACGCGGCUCGAGCGCGACGUCUCCGGCGUGGUCGGCGCAGCGGUGGACGUCGGCGGCUCGCAGGGCCGGUAUCGGCACCGUGACGCGUUCGUGCGCUGUCUGCAGAUGGUGCUGGUGAUGGGCAUGGACGAGGACGAGUGGGAGGAUGUGAUGCGCGGCGGGGAGACGGCGGAAGUCGUCGAGAAGCUGAGUCGGGAGGAGAGGAUGAGGGUUCGGGCCAUGGUGCGACGAGCUUAAGACCCCCUUGCAUUCCGAUCCAGUCUUAGAGGCAGUGUACUCAGUCAGAGUGACUAGCUAAACGUACAUGAGAGGGAAGGGAACCGUCCACCCCAUUUUGCCCCGUCAAGAGGCUUGCAUGUAGGUGAUAUGAAUGUACAGUAACAUAUAUACAGAGGGUGCACAUUAGCGAUGAGUGAAAUUAGUCGUAUGUACUUAUAAACUGCAUGUUGUAUCAAAUUCCGAGGGUUCGUGUCAAGGCUAUUGGGCGAGGAACGAUCAAUGCCCGCUAAUCAAAGAAGAUUAUUUGCUUCC